Molecule: messenger RNA, 318 nt
Organism: Phytophthora infestans T30-4
Lineage: Eukaryota; Oomycota; Peronosporomycetes; Peronosporales; Peronosporaceae
Exons: 2
Coding region: 1-318 (105 amino acids)
Source: RefSeq, a predicted model, not a curated record
AUGACGUCCGACCUGAUUGAAGACGAAGGAGAUCGCGAAAGACGCCAGCGAUACGAAGAGACAGAGCGUGAACUGCUGGCGGUGCUGGAAGCUGAAAGCGUGGAUGAGUCGACCCGUAAACGGAAGCUUGUGGGGCUGUUUGACCGCUUUCGAACGGAAUACACGCAGUUGAGCGUGAAGUUGCGCGAGAAUAUGCGGCUGCAGCGACGUCUCAUGGAUAAAUGUCUGCAGAUGAAGAACGAACUUGUGGUUUGUGCGCUCCGGAUUAAAACGACCGAACAAACGAAUGCGAGCAUGCCUGGAAGCAAAGCGCGUUGA